AUGUUGUUUCCCUCGAUUGUGGCGGCCCUGGCGGCCCUAGCAAACCCCGUCCUCUCUCUUACCAUUCCCCAGGCGACUGGGUCGGAGCUUGAUGUUCAACUCAGUGCUAUUGGUAACACCCGCAUCAAGGCGGUUAUUACCAACAAGGCCGACCGUCAGUUGAAGUUGCUGAAAUAUAACAAUUUCUUCGACGACGGCCCAAUCCAGAAGGCUGGUGUCUUCAAGGACGGCCAACCCGUGAAAUUUGAAGGUAUGCUGCGGCGUGUUCUCAUGAAGAACCUCGAGCCGAGCCUUUUUGUUUCCCUCAGUCCCGGUCAGACUGUUGAAAGGGAAUUUGAUAUCGCCUCUACCGCUGAUCUAGCCAGUGGUGGCGCCUAUUCUGUUUUCUCCCAGGGCGCCAUCCCAUUUGCGGAAGGCGAUGGAACCACGAUUGCUGGAGCUGUCGCUUUCAAGUCCAACAAACUUGACCUUGACAUUGACGGUGCCCUUGCCGCCACAGUCUCCAAGGCAAUCAAUCCGAUUAGUGCACGCACCAGAGUGGAGAGUGCUUGCAGAGGGGAACAAAGGGAGACUCUUUUGAAGGCACUCGAGUACUCUGCUCAGCUUUCAAGAGCUGCAGCGCAGGCCGCUCAGAAUAAUACCCGGAAGGUUGAGGAGUACUUCAUGAAGUCUGAUGCACAGACUGUUGAGACUAUUGUUGCCCGACUCAAUGCUGUUGCUCAGGAAUCAUCCUCAACCGAUAGCGGCGCGACCCGCUACUUCUGCAACGAUCGCGGUAAUCAGUGUACACCAAACACCAUUGCGUACACCCUCCCAUCUCUUAACGUCGUCGUCAACUGCCCAAUUUACUACGACCUGCCAGUAAUCAGCGAUGAAUGCCACGCGCAAGACCAGGCUACUACUUGCCUCCAUGAGUUCACCCACAACCCUGGUGUCUAUGAUCCUUACUGUCGGGAUCAUGCGUACGGAUACGACGGCAUCAGAAAACUUAGUCCUGAGCAGGCCCUCCUCAACGCAGACACGUAUUCCCUCUUUGCAAACGGUAAGCCUAAGUCGCAGACCACGUCCAAUUUCAAUUUAAAGUUUUAA
This is a messenger RNA of Coccidioides posadasii C735 delta SOWgp, 1089 nucleotides long. It is a transcript of the gene MEP2, whose product is annotated as ammonium transporter. NCBI's taxonomy places the organism in Eukaryota, Fungi, Ascomycota, Eurotiomycetes, Onygenales, Onygenaceae. The record is from RefSeq and is a predicted model, not a curated record. Gene Ontology annotation, biological process: proteolysis. Gene Ontology annotation, molecular function: metalloendopeptidase activity.